AUGUCCAAACGAUCCAAUACCAGUGAACACAAACAGGCAAGAAAACGAGCAAAAAGAGACGAGAACUCUGCCAAAUAUUCGGACGACUCCGAUGGCCAAAAGAAUGAAAAAAAGAAAUCCAAAAAGGCGUACCGCCAGUCAGAAUCGCUAAAGGCCGUUUCCCAAGCAGACAUAGACUCUUUUCUAGAGUCCAAUAAAAUAGAAGUGUCAGACCCUAUAGAAGGAGAGCAAAUCUUACGACCUAUCAUAUCGUUCGAACAUUUACCCGACGAAGGCGAUGCUAUAUACAAACCCCUCCGGAAUUUCCGUGCACCAACAUCAGUACAAGCCGCAACAUGGCCAUUUUUGUUUUCCGGACGCGAUGUAAUUGGCAUCGCAGAAACAGGAAGUGGAAAGACUUUGGGGUUCGGGCUGCCCUGCCUUAGGAAAAUGGUUUCCUUGAAGAACAAAAAAACGAAGCCCUCGUGUCCAAAGGCUGUGAUUAUAACGCCUACUAGGGAGCUUGCCAUGCAAAUCCACGAGCAUUUAGAGAAGUACGCCUCACCUCUGGGCAUCAAGACAACAUGCAUUUUUGGUGGAGUCAAGAAGGACGAUCAAUGGGAGGCAUUAAAAUCCGCUACUGUUGUUGUCGCCACUCCUGGUCGUUUGAAAGAUCUCCAAGGAGAAGGGUCGGUGAAUCUGGGGAAAGUGAAAUACUUGGUACUUGAUGAAGCGGAUCGAAUGUUGGAUAAAGGGUUUGAACAAGAUAUAAAAGAAAUCGUUGGCACUAUGCCCGUCUCAAAAAGGCAAACUGCGAUGUUCACAGCCACAUGGCCAGUCGCUGUUCAAAAUUUAGCAAAAAAUUUUACCCAGAAUCCGAUAACGAUCACUGUUGGCGGCAAACCAUCUGCAGAUCCUCGUGCAAACACUCGCAUAAAGCAGGUUGUCGAAGUACUAUCUCCUCGAGACAAAGAAACUAGGCUCCUACAGAUUUUAGGGCAACUGCAAAGGAAAUCAUCUGAGGACAGAGUCUUGGUGUUCUGUCUUUACAAAAAGGAAGCCACACGGAUUGAACGGUUUAUCCAAUCCAAGGGUUACCAGGUUGCUGGCAUUCAUGGGGAUUUGAGCCAAAGUGAUAGAUUUAAAAGCCUGGCCGCCUUCAAAUCCGGCGCUGUUACAGUUCUCGUGGCUACAGAUGUCGCAGCACGAGGUCUUGACAUACCCGAGGUGAAGACGGUGGUUAAUGUCACCUUUCCUUUAACUAUUGAAGACUAUGUACAUCGGAUUGGACGGACUGGACGGGCUGGUGCUGAUGGCCAUGCUAUCACACUCUUCACGGAAAAUGACAAAACACAUUCGGGGGCGUUAAUAAACGUUUUGAAGGCAGCGGGGCAGGAUGUUCCUGAGUCGCUUCUCAAAUUUGGUACUACUGUCAAGAAGAAGCAGCACGGUGCAUAUGGGGCGUUUUUCAAAGAUGUGGAUACAGCUAAAUCCGCAACUAAGAUCACUUUCGAUGACUAG
This is a messenger RNA of Talaromyces proteolyticus, 1500 nucleotides long. RefSeq names its product putative ATP-dependent RNA helicase. Gene Ontology annotation, molecular function: RNA binding; ATP binding; RNA helicase activity. The record is from RefSeq and is a predicted model, not a curated record. Bases 1 to 1500 code for a protein of 499 amino acids. Lineage: Eukaryota; Fungi; Ascomycota; Eurotiomycetes; Eurotiales; Trichocomaceae. The transcript is spliced from 3 exons. Gene Ontology annotation, cellular component: nucleolus. Gene Ontology annotation, biological process: rRNA processing.